Mercurialis annua (annual mercury) is the source of this 1439-nucleotide messenger RNA. RefSeq names its product F-box/kelch-repeat protein SKIP25. NCBI's taxonomy places the organism in Eukaryota, Viridiplantae, Streptophyta, Magnoliopsida, Malpighiales, Euphorbiaceae. The coding region runs from base 105 to 1286 and encodes 393 amino acids. The record is from RefSeq and is a predicted model, not a curated record. The transcript has a single exon. Gene Ontology annotation, molecular function: protein binding.
AAAAUAAAAAUAAAAACUAAAGAAUUCAAAAUAUAAAAUUGCAAGAAAAAGCAAGAAACUGUCCUUAUUACCUAAGCUCCUCUCCUCUCUUUUCUUUCGUUAGAAUGGCAAACCCUAUCCAGCAGUCUGAAACCGCAUCAACAAACACCGCCAAACGCCAAAGAUUAUCCGGCCACCUCCACAACCACCGCCAAAAGGCGGAGCACCAACAAACCGAUGACAACACCGUCGAUCUGCUACCAGGUUUACCUAACCAUAUAGCUCAAAUAUGUCUCUCCUUAGUAAAUCCUUCUCUACUUUUCUCAGUUUGCCACUCAUGGCGGCGGUUAAUUUAUUCGCCGUCGUUCCCUCCGUUUCUUUCACUUUACACUAUUUUAUCAUCAACUGAUAAUAAUCUAAUCAAAUUCUUCAGUUUCGAUCCCAUCUCUUCAUCAUGGGAGCUUCUCCCUCCGCCGCCAGCAGAUCCGCCUCUCCGCCUCAUCCUACGUCAUCCUUCUUUCAUUUCCCGACGCUUCCCGGUUCAAUCCGUUUCCGUCGCCGGCCGUCUCGUUUUACUCGCUGCUACGACGGAUAAUUUCUCCCCCGCGCUUUCUCGUCCUCUAAUUUUUGAGCCGUUAUCGCGGAAAUGGACAUUCGGGCCGCCGCUUACGGCGCCGCGCCGCUGGUGCGCUGCGGGUACUGUCAAUAAUAACACAGUCUACGUCGCUAGCGGAGUCGGGUCAGAAUUUUUCGAUGAUGUGGCAAAGUCGGUUGAGAAAUGGGAAAAAGUUGAAGGACUAAAAGGAAAAUGGGAAAAAGUUGAAGGACUAAAAGAUGGGAAAUUUAGUAGAGAUGCUAUUGACGCUGUUGGUUGGAGAGGGAAGUUAUGUAUGGUUAAUAUGAAAGGAGAUACAGCAAAAGAAGGAAUUAUUUACGAUUCGGAAGAAAACAUGUGGCAAGAUAUGCCGGACGGAAUGCUCGCCGGAUGGAAAGGACCGGUGACGGCGAUGAACGAAGAAACAAUGUAUGUUGUUGAUGAAGUAAAGGGUGCACUUAGAAAGUACGAUCCGGUUAGAGAUGAUUGGCAGAAUGUAAUUGAAUCGGAUAAUCUCAAAGGGGCACAACAAAUUGGUUCCGGUGGUGGUAGAGUUUGUGUUAUUUGUGGUGGCGGGAUUGUGGUGGUGGAUGUUGCGGCGGAACCGGUGAAACUAUGGGUGGUGGAUCCGCCGAAUGGAUUUGAGGCUGUGACUGUUCAUAUAUUACCGAGGAUGAGUAAGUCGGAGAUUAACUUUCCGGUGUCUCUUUAGCUUAAUAUACAUUUCUUGUUAAUUACAUAGUUGAAAAUUAUUUCAUUAAUUGUUUCUCAUACAAAUUAAGUGAAAAUUAAAUUGAUUAAACCUUUUCAGAUAAAAUGUUGUUUUGUUUCUGUUAAAGUAUUAAUUUAAUUACUAUUUUAUUAA